Molecule: messenger RNA, 960 nt
Organism: Besnoitia besnoiti
Lineage: Eukaryota; Apicomplexa; Conoidasida; Eucoccidiorida; Sarcocystidae
Exons: 9
Coding region: 1-960 (319 amino acids)
Source: RefSeq, a predicted model, not a curated record
AUGGAGUCUAAAGGUUCCACUGCGUCGCUCAAGGCGAUGCCUUCAAUCGAUGCUGCAAACGGAAACACAAAUGGAGAAAUUUCGGGACGAGGCCCGUGCAUGCGCGGUGUUUUGGCACAGCCGUGCCGAGGGCAUCCCAACGUUUUGCUCUUCGCCUCGUAUGCCGACGGCAACGAAUGCGCGUUGCUGUUCGUCUCGGGUCUCACAGAAGGAAUGAUGUCCCACGGCUGGCUGCCCUCCCUCGCGCAAGCAGUCGAUCGCCUUGGCUUCGCUACCAUUCAGGUCAACCUGUCCUCCUCCUUCGGGUCAUGCGGCAUGUCCACGCUUCAGCAAGACGCCCGUGAAUUGGAAGUCGUUGUGCGCUACCUGAGGAAGGAAAUGCGCAUGAAGAAGGUCGUGAUGGCGGGUCACUCCACAGGCGCACAGGACAUUGUCAGCUAUCUCCGGCACGUGAAUGCGAGCCAAGAUCCGCAGUCGAAAAUCGACGGCGCCAUCCUCCUCUCGGCUAUUAGCGACAGAGAGGCCUUCUCGCUGCUCAGCGGCGCCACCACGAAACAUCUUGUGGAGGAGGCGAUGCGACUCGUGGAGAAAGGCGAACCAGAUGGAGUUUUGCCGGAGCGCGUUAUGGGCUGCCACUUCACGGCAAAGAGGUUGCUAAGUUUGACUCAGCGACUCGGAGACGAUGAUAUGUUCUCUACGGACCUCACAGAGGAGGAGUUGUCGCAGAUCCUGGCGCCUCUCGACGUCCCGUGCCUCUUCAUUUACGGGGAACAGGACGAAUACGUUCCUGACAUGAAGAAGCUGGAGCAGUUCACCGAAACCAUGCUUUCCGUUGUGAAAAAACGAGCACCCCGGGCGGAAAUCGUAUUCCUACCAGGAAAUCAUGGCUUUGCAGCAGAAUGCGACUCGACGGCAAUGAUUGCGACGGCCUGCACAUUUCUGGAGAGCUUUGCUGCGUAG